CAAAGAGUGACAGCCUUGUCGUCUUCAUACUGAAGCUUCCUAGUUGCUCCCAUAAUAUUCUACUAGUAAAACUGUCAAAACUAUCCAUAUAUAUGCAGCGCACAUUAUCUAGAUAUAAACUCUAUUUUCAUGCCUUUCUCAAGAAGUUCCUUAGCGCAUUGGCAAGGCUAAAUCCGUCCCUUGUCUCUCCACUCUCACCACGAUCGAUCAGUAAGAACGAACCACCACCACCAUCAUUGAUAUCUAUCAAUACUGUACAAUAGCAUACAGUAUGAGGAGAAGCAUACCAUCAUAUUCCCUUGAAGAAUGAAAAUUUCUGAAAAAUCUAAUACCUUUUUAUAGGAUCUUAUUUUCGUCGAGAAUCCCCACUCUGACAGUUCUCCGGCCCUAGGACUUUGUUUCCCCUCACCUCCAAGAUAAGUGGUCUACUCUUGGUUUAAUAUAUACAGCAAAUGGUGUCCCAAUUACGGCGAAAUAUUUGCCCGCCACCCAUGCUUUCAUCCUAUUAACCCUCUUGAUCCCCUCAAUUCCACUUCUUCUCCUCAUUCGCGAAGGUGUGGACCUCCCUCCACUGUCGAAAUAGACUCCGGGGACCCCAGAAAGCCCCCCAUCUACAAAUAACCACUUUCGGCAUCUCGGAGCUUGUCUUCCGUUGUUAAGCCGCCUUCCAUCAUAACGGCUCCAUCGGAUCGUCGUGGAACUCUCUAUAUUCCUGGACAUCAUAAUAUACUCAGGAUCUACCAUUGGCUUGCCCCUCCGGACUAGACUAUGGCCUUUCCACAUGGCUCACGCCAAGGUCAUUAUAGUAUGCAGGCACCGCCGGUUCCCACGAACCGCAACCCGGAAAGCUCAGUCUGUUUACAGAACCCGGAAGUAAGAUUCUUAUAAGAAUCAUGGGGUGCCCAAGGUGGGGAAAUUUUCCUUGUCUCGCUCAGCUGUCAGGUCAAAGAAGUCUCGACCAAGAUGAAGUUCCAAUCCACAAUCUCUCUCCUGUCGCUGGCGCUUUCGAGUGUCGUGAUAGCGGCCCCAGGUUCCAACGUUGAAUCGGACUGUGCGUUCCCAAUUGGCUUCAGUAAGCACAAGAAUGCAAAGACAGUUGGCCGACUCUUUGAGAUCGACGGAAAAGUUCAAUACUUUGCUGGAACCAAUGCAUGGUGGCUUGCUCACCUGAGCUCCAACAAAGAUGUGGACAUCUCAGUUACUGAGAUGGUCGCCACUGGUUACAAGGUCGCUCGUGUCUGGGGUUUCGGAGAUGUAACUGAGCUCCCUCCCACCACUAAUACAGACCCCAACAAGGUCUACUUCCAGCUUCUGGCCAAUGGAAAAGGCACAAUCAACUACGGCAAGGAUGGUAUCCAGCGCCUCGACUACGUCGUCCACUCAGCCGAAAAGCACGGGCUAAAGCUCGUCCUCCCCUUCUUCAACAACUGGGGCGAUUACGGUGGUGUUGCCGCAUACAACAGAGCCUUCGGUGGCAAUGCCACGACCUGGUACACCGAUGCUGUGUCGCAAAAGGUGUAUCGCAACUACAUCAAGACCAUCGUCACCCGCUACAGGAAGAGCAACGCCAUCUUCGCCUGGGAGCUAGGAAAUGAGCCGAGAUGCAAGGAGUGCCCAGCAGGCACCAUCACCAAGUGGGCUUCUGAGGUCUCCGCUUACAUCAAGUCGCUUGAUAACUCGCACAUGGUGACUCUUGGUGACGAGGGCUGGCUCACCCCGAAUUCGGGCGUCGGCGAUGGAAGCUACGCUUACAGUGGCGUCGAAGGUGUGGACUGGGUCGCGAAUCUCAAGAUCAAGACCCUCGACUAUGCCACCUUCCAUCUCUACCCGGAGUCGUGGUCGUACGAGUACACAUGGGGCAACCAGUGGAUCGAGGAGCACGAUGCUCUUGCCAAGAAAUCGGGCAAGCCGGCCAUCCUUGAAGAGUACGGCACUCCGUUCCCAAGCAAUCAUACCGAGACGGAGCGUCCUUGGCAGGUUACUGUUGAGAAGUCGGGCAUUGCGGCGGAUCAGAUCUGGCAGUUUGGCAGCAACACGUUGUCUGUUCCGGGGCCGACUUUGGGUGACGUGAACACGAUUUACUAUGAUGAUGAGGAGUAUAAGUUGUUGGGGAAGCAACAUGCUAAGAUCAUGGCUUCAAAGAAGGUUCCAAAGCAUUAAACCAACUACAUUUGUAGUAAAGUUAAUACUUAGAGGAUAGCGAUUUAUAUAAGGU
This is a messenger RNA of Pseudogymnoascus verrucosus, 2215 nucleotides long. RefSeq lists its product as uncharacterized. NCBI's taxonomy places the organism in Eukaryota, Fungi, Ascomycota, Leotiomycetes, Thelebolales, Thelebolaceae. The record is from RefSeq and is a predicted model, not a curated record. Bases 964 to 2160 code for a protein of 398 amino acids. The transcript is spliced from 3 exons. Gene Ontology annotation, molecular function: hydrolase activity, hydrolyzing O-glycosyl compounds.